CACCAACGACUGGUAGUAGACUGCCCCGUUGAAGUUUUCAGACGGCGAGGCAAUGCAGGUAUCAAGGAAAAUAUCCAGAUAUCUUUCACUGCUGCUCCUCAGGUCUACCUGGAUGUAGAGGUCCUGGUUGAGGGAAACCUUAAGUUGCUGCUGGUGUAGAAGUCCAUGGAGGUGUUGAAUGUUCCCGUGCCCGUGAUGCUGGUGUUGUCGUGAUUCUGCGCCAGGUUGUCCGCCAUCACCCUCUGGCGGAUGUGCCGUCUACCUUUCGACUGGUGCCACAUCUAUUGACGUGGAAACCGAAGACCACCUCUUUUGCAAAAACUUGGGGUCUGCAGUUCUGGUCAUUGAGGUGUCCGGAGAAUGUUUGUGCUGAGUCGUCAAGAUGAGCCCAUGACUGGUUGCAGCUCAAUCACGGUACAAAACAACUUUUCACACUCGCAUUCACAACGAUGAUCAAUUUCAAGUCUCCGGUGAAGCGUAUGUGCAAGUACCCGGACGAGUCGUGAGUCAAACCCAGAACUUCGGCUGGCCGGCCGCCCAUUCCCGUCAUAGGACUGCUAAAGAACAGCAAACACCAGCCGAAUACGUUGCGAGUCAACAUUUAUUUGGUACUUUUCCAUUUGCUUCCUCCUCCUCUGUGGUUCAUGUUUGUUUUCAAGAGAACCAUUCCCUCGUGACGAGGGAACAUCUGUGCAACAUUUGGCUGAAUGGAGCCUCUUCCCUCCCCAUUGUGGCCUUUCAGACCCCCUUUUCAGGAUGCUCUUACAUCAUCAAGACAACAGUCCGACGGGCCGAGCAGCUGCAGCUUCAUUCGCCGGCGGCCUGCGACACGAGUGAAAAUGCAAAGUCUCCGCCCCACUCUCUUGGUCCUGCUGCUGUGGUGCUGCCUUCUCGGGGGUCGAGCCAACCGCGUCUACAUCCACCCCUUCAACCUCUUCGCCGCCGACAACGUCAGCUGCGAGACGCUGCAGACCCAACCGACAGAGUCCCUGCAUACACUUCCCGUGGAGCCCCUGGACAUGGAGGUCCUGACGCCCGACGCCCGGGAUCCGUCGGAGCAGGAUGCACAGAAGCAGAACGUCACGCAGAGGACAGUGGUGCUGGCCGAGCUGCUCAACUCGUUGGGCUUGAGGAUGUACCAGGCACUAAGCAGGAAGCAGCCGGGCACUAACACGCUGCUGUCACCCGUUAACACCUACGGGUCCCUGGCCACCUUCUACCUGGGGGCCUCCAAGAAGACGGCUAGUUCUUACCAGCUUCUCCUGGGCCUGAGCAGCGGCACCGACCGAGACGACUGCGUGUCCCUGGUGGACGGACACAAGGUCUUGAAGACCCUGCACAGCAUCAACUCCCUGGUGGACGAUGGACCCAAGGACGAGAUCAGAACACAAAUGUGGCUCUUCACCCACCCGCACGUUCACCUGUCGGCUGAUGUCGUCCAAGGCACUCGGGACUUCUCGGACUCGUCCUUCAUCCGUGGCGUGGACUUCUCCCAGCCCGAGCUGUUGAACACUUUUGUGGACAAGACGUCCGAUGGAAAAGUAAAGGACGCCUUCAGAGAUGUGGAUGUCAACUCCAACCUCCUCUUUUUUUCUUUCUUCAACUUCCAAGGCAACUGGAAGACAGCCUUCCAACCAGACAAGACGGCCUUGCAAGAGUUUUAUGUGAACGAAAGCACAACAGUGAUGACUCCUAUGAUGACCCGCACAGCCCUGUACAGCUACUUCAAUGAUAUGGACAGGAAUUGCACGGUGGUGAAGCUGUCUUUAAGUAAGCGCUCCUACAUGUUGCUGGUGUUGCCACAAGAGGGCGCCAGCCUACACGACAUUGAAGCCAAACUACUCACUGAAGUCAUGUCGUCAUGGAGCCACAGCCUCCAGGAGGGAUUGCUGGAGCUGUCGCUGCCAAAGUUCUCGCUGUCUUCUGCGAACGACCUGCAUGAGCUUUUACACAACAUAAAAGUGGAGGCCGAACUGCUUGGCUCGCAGGCACAAUUCAGCCAACUGGCCAACACCAAACAGUUCACCAUUGAUAAGGCGGUGAACAAGGUGUCAUUGGAGAUGUUGGAGGAAGACACGGUGUCCCAGGACAAGGCGGAGGAGGCUGGCGUCGCCGUCAAGGUGGCGCUCAAUCGGCCCUUCUUCUUCUCGGUGGUGGAGCGAGAGUCCAACGCCAUCCUCAUGUUGGGCAAAAUCAUCAACCCCACACUGUAAAAGUACCAAACUUGCUACAUCAGCAGCUGUCAAAAAUGUGACUUUGAAAAGUGAAAAUGUAACUUUUACCCCUCACUUUUCAUCUCAUCUCUUAAUCUUUGUCUUAUAACAGCAAAUUGCUGUACAGUAUUUUGCAGUAGAGUUGUUCGUCUUGUAUAUUCUAACUAAAGACUUUAUUUUUGUUUGAUGGAUGAAUAAAAUGUUUGCUCCUUAAGUAUUAA
Molecule: messenger RNA, 2434 nt
Organism: Syngnathus typhle (broad-nosed pipefish)
Lineage: Eukaryota; Metazoa; Chordata; Actinopteri; Syngnathiformes; Syngnathidae
Gene: agt
Product: angiotensinogen
Exons: 12
Coding region: 708-2213 (501 amino acids)
Biological process (GO): regulation of systemic arterial blood pressure by renin-angiotensin
Molecular function (GO): serine-type endopeptidase inhibitor activity
Source: RefSeq, a predicted model, not a curated record